CGGGUUGUUAAUCGAAUCCAGCUCCAUAUAAUACUCGUAGGUGUCCUCGCACUCCAGCUCCUUACAAAACGAGAUGUUAGCUCUUCAAACCCUGGUACUUAUCUUCCUUGUGCCUGGCUUUGCUUGGGCUGAGGACGAUCACUACCGGUUGCCCUCUGCCCUGGAGCCCCAGCACUAUGACCUGCGCGUUUUGACCCACUUGGAUGGAGGGCAGCAGAGGUUCGAGGGAUCCGUCAAAAUUCGCCUACUGGCCCGCGAAGCCACACGGAACAUCACACUUCAUGUCAGAAAUCUGGACUUGAUUGAUGAUCGCACAUCGGUGACCUCCAGGGAGGAAACAAACUGUGUAGUCUCAAGGGAGACAGACGACGUAUACGACUUCUAUACCCUUCACUUGUGUGAGGAACUGAGAGCCGGAGAGGUCUACCAGUUGGAGAUGCACUUCAGGGCGGAGCUCGACUCGAACUCGGGCUACUAUAGGAGUAACUACACUGAUCCCGACACCAAAGAAGUGCACCACAUGGCGGUGACCCAAUUCUCGCCGACCUUUGCCCGACAGGCGUUUCCCUGCUUUGACGAGCCCUCCUGGAAGUCCACUUUUGACAUAACUCUGGGCUUCCAUCGGAACUAUACGGGUCUCAGCAACAUGCCAGUUCAAAAGUGCCUGCCCCACGACAGCUUGAAGGACUAUACUUGGUGCCAGUAUGAACCCCUCCUGAGAACCUCAACCUAUUUGGUGGCCUACGCCGUCCAUGAUCUAAGGAAUGCGGCCACUGUCGAGAGCAAAACUAGGAACAGGGUGACUUUUGGGAACUGGAUGCAGCCCAAGUUUGUGAAUAAGAAUCAUUUCUUCGUCCCAAUGGCACCGAAAGCGCUGGAGUUCCUGGAGGAGCUCUUCAACCUGAGCUUUCCUUUGAGAAAAGUCGACCAACUGAUAGUGCCCUAUCACCGGUUUCCGGCCAUGGAGAACUGGGGGCUGGUGACGUUCAACGAGCUCAAUAUAGUCCACACCCCAGAUGAUGUUUCGGUUGAGACGCACAAGAGGAAUGCAUUUACACUGGCCCACGAGUAUGCACAUCAGUGGUUCGGCAACAUGGUCACCAUGAAGUGGUGGGAUGAUCUCUGGCUGAAAGAAGGUCCAUCCACGUACUUUGGAUACCUGGCACUGGAUGCAUUGGAGCCCCAGUUGAGGCGGGGUGAACGGUUCAUACAAGACGACUUGGCCUACUUCUUUAAGAAGGAUUCAGGCUCCUCCGUGCCAGCCAUGUCCAAAGAAGUUAGAGAUCCCAACGCAAUACUUGGACAGUUCACGGAGUAUGUUUACAAAAAAGGAUCUCUUAUCGUUCGCAUGCUCCACAAGAUACUCGGAUCGGAUGUCUUCUUCAGUGGCACUCGUUCCUUUUUGAAAAAGUAUGCCCUGAAGAACGUGGAUCAGAGGAAUCUCUGGGAAGCCUUUCAGGAGGUGGCUGUGAGUGGUAAGGUUAUCUCCGAGGACUUUAACCUAAGCAGAGCAAUGGACUCCUGGACUCUGCAAGGUGGCUAUCCACUAGUAACGGUCAUUCGGGACUACGAGUCAGGCAAGAUAAGCCUCAACCAGACCAGAUUCCUUCUUGGCCAAGAAAAGGAGAAUAUUACUUCGUGCUGGUGGGUGCCCCUGAGAUUCGUUCGGCAGGGGGCUUUGGACUUUAGCCAGACUAGUCCCGAAUCAUGGCUAGGGUGUCCGAGCUCUGACACGACUAUAAAGCUAUCCGAUCCUCCAGGACCCGAUGAGUGGCUGAUUCUAAAUCCCCAGGUCAGCACCAUAUUCCGCGUCAACUACGACGAUCACAACUGGCGUUUGAUAAAAGACAGCCUCAACCAGGACCAAUCCUUUGGAGGAAUCCACGAGCUGAACAGAGCCCAACUGCUGGAUGACCUGGCCGCCCUCGCAUCUGUUCGAAUCCGGAAGUAUGAUGAGGUGUUUGAUCUUUUGGAAUACCUAAAGAAUGAACCAAACCGACUGCCCUGGGACAGAGCCGUUCAGGUUUUAGAAAGGCUAGGAGCUUUGUUGAGUGGUCAGGAGGAGCUUGACUUUAAGACAUACAUGAAGAAGCUCAUCCUACCGCUUUAUAAGCGCUUUCCGAAACUUGCGUUGGCUUCACGCAGACCUCCAUCUCCCAAGGACGUUCCCUUUCAUCGUUUUGUAUAUUCCCAGGCCUGUCGCUUUGGAGUUGAGGACUGCCUCCUUCAGGCCAGGUUGCUGACACUGUCUCAUCGCAAUGGCACUCAGCUGGAAGUGCCCUCCAAUUUCCGGGAGGUGGCUUACUGCUCCGUGCUGGAAAACGGUGGCCAGGCCGAGUUCUCAGAAGUAUUCCAGCUCUUCCAAAGCUCAACCGAUGCAGCUGAGCAGAGUACCUGGGCCUCUGCCCUCGGAUGCUGUCCCAAUUUUGAGCUAUUCGAGCAGUUCCUCAACUUUACUCUGCAAUCCAAUGAGAAAUCUAUCAGCGAUUGCUACAUGUUGGCCGUGAAGAAGGCUUUAAAUCGGAGGACAUUGGCUCCCCAGACGGCACAACAUAUCAUGAGCCAAGCCAAGUUGCUGGGUCAAAAGUUUAAGAUGAGGGACCUCACCAGUCUCCUGGUCAGUUUGGCUGAGAAUCUUCAGAAGCCCGAGGCGUUGGAGGAGCUGAGUGCGAGCCUGAAGGAUAUGAAAGAGUUUGAGAAGCCUCUGGAGAUGGCCCUUAACCUGGCCAAGACGAACCUGGUGUGGCAAAAGGAGUGCUCCAGUGACUUUAGUCAGGCCCUAAGAAAGCAUAUCUAAGAUGACUCUAACCUACUAUUUCUAGUUUAAAAUUUUAUAUAUUUUGUAUUAAAAAAAAGGACGUGUUUCUGGUAUUAAUUGAAGAA
Molecule: messenger RNA, 2883 nt
Organism: Drosophila bipectinata
Lineage: Eukaryota; Metazoa; Arthropoda; Insecta; Diptera; Drosophilidae
Product: aminopeptidase N
Biological process (GO): proteolysis; peptide catabolic process
Cellular component (GO): cytoplasm
Molecular function (GO): zinc ion binding; metalloaminopeptidase activity; peptide binding
Source: RefSeq, a predicted model, not a curated record